This is a messenger RNA of Cannabis sativa, 3124 nucleotides long. RefSeq names its product pentatricopeptide repeat-containing protein At1g25360-like. The transcript is spliced from 4 exons. The record is from RefSeq and is a predicted model, not a curated record. The coding region runs from base 119 to 2527 and encodes 802 amino acids. NCBI's taxonomy places the organism in Eukaryota, Viridiplantae, Streptophyta, Magnoliopsida, Rosales, Cannabaceae. Gene Ontology annotation, biological process: RNA modification. Gene Ontology annotation, molecular function: RNA binding; protein binding; zinc ion binding.
UAAAAAAAAAAAAGUAUGGGUUUCAUAUUUUAGUUUGGUUCCAUAGUUCUUGACAACUUCUCUAGUCCUAAUGCUUAGCUAGCUAAUAUUUGGACACAAAGCUUAUGAUGUUUUCAACAUGGCAAAACUACAAAGUGGCAUGGAAGCUCGUGUAUUGGCCGAUCGAUACGCAGCCCAACUCCGGUUCUGCUGUCGUCAGAAUCCACCCUCAUACUCCCUUGCUCGAACCCUUCAUGCCCACAUCAUAACCUCUGGUUUAAGACCCAAGCAUCACAUAUUCAACCUUCUCAUUUCCAUUUAUUGUAAAUCAUCAAAAAUCAGUUAUGCCCGCCAACUGUUUGAUAAAAUUCCCGAACCAGAUAUUGUUGCUAGAACAACCUUGGUUUCGGCAUACUCUGCCAAUGGGAAUCUAAAGUUGGCUAGAGAGAUAUUUAAUGGAACCCCAUUAUGUAAACGUGAUGUUGUUUGUUAUAAUGCUAUGAUCACAGGCUAUUCACGUAACAAUGAUAGUCAUGGUGCUAUUAAACUCUUUUGUGAUAUGAGGAGAGAAAAUGUCAAACCUGAUAAUUUUACAUUCACUAGUGUGCUUAGUGCUUUGGCACUUGUUGUUGAUGAUGACACACACUGUCAGCAAAUGCAUUGUGCAGUGGUGAAGUCGGGGACGGAGUUGGUUACUUCGGUGUUGAAUGCACUGAUAUCGGUUUAUGUUAACUGUGCAUCUUCACUAUCGACAUCUUUGUCGUUUUUGUUGAUGGCUUCAGCUAGGAAAUUGUUUGAUGAAAUGCCUGAGAGAGAUGAGUAUACUUGUACUACAAUGAUUACUGGGUAUGUGAAGAGUAAGGAUUUUGUCACAGCUAGAAAUUUGCUUGGCGAGAUGACUAAUAAAGAUUCUGGGGCAUGUUGGAAUGCAAUGCUUUCUGGUUAUGUGCAACAUGGAUAUUUCCAAGAAGCAUGGGAAUUAUUUAGAGAGAUGUAUUCAAUGGGAAUAUCACCGGAUGAGUUCACCUACACAAGUGUUCUUAGUGCUUGUGCUAAUGGUGGAUUCUUUCGAGUUGGAAAGCAGAUUCAUGCUCGCGUUUUAAAAAUGACAGUUGAACCUAAAUCAAAGUUCUGGUUGUUUGUUAAUAAUGCAUUGGUUACAUUUUAUUAUAGAUGUGGUCAUGUAAAUGAGGCACGCUCAAUUUUUGAUAAGAUGUCUGUAAGAGACACUAUUUCUUGGACUGCCAUUUUAUCCGGGUAUGUAGAUGCACGGCGUCUUGAGGAAGCCAAAUCGUUUUUUAGUAAAAUCCCAGAUAAGAACAUUCGAACAUGGACUGUGAUGAUAUCAGGGUUAGCUCAAAAUGGAUUUGGAGAAGAGGCUGUGAAGUUGUUUAGGCAAAUGAGAUCAGAAGGUUUGGAACCGUGUGACUUCAUAUUUUCGGGAGCACUUACUUCCAGUGCUGUGCUUGGAGCAUUGGAACAUGGACGCCAACUCCAUGCUCUAUUGAUUUCCUUGGGACAUGAUUCAAGUGUCUCUGCUGGAAAUGCACUUAUAACAAUGUAUGCAAGAUGUGGUGUUGUUGAGGAUGCCAAACGCGUAUUCCUCAUAAUGUUACAUGUGGAUUCAGUGUCUUGGAUUUCUAUGAUUGCGGCUCUAGCCCAACAUGGACGAGGUCUCCAAGCAGUUAAACUUUUUGAACAGAUGUUAAAUGCAGGUAUCCAACCGAAUAGGGUAGCAUUCUUAACAAUCCUCUCAGCUUGUAGUCAUGCUGGUUUAGUAAAAGAAGGAUGUCAUUAUUUCAAUUCAAUGAGUUGUCCCCAUGGCGUAUCUCCAGAUGAAGAUCACUAUGCCAUCAUGAUUGAUUUAUUUUGUCGGUCUGGGAAGUUCUUAGAAGCCGAUAAUUUGAUAAAGUCGAUGCCUUUUGAUCCAGGUGCCCACAUUUGGGAGUCUGUUCUUGGUGGUUCCUGGAUUCAUGGGAAUAUAGACUUGGGUAUAAAAGCUGCAGAACGACUCCUUGAACUUAAACCAGAGCAUGAUGUAACCUACAUUAUCUUGUCCAACAUGUACGCCAAUGUAGGUCGGUGGGAAGAAGUAGCCAAGGUGCGGAAAUUGAUGAGGAAGAGAGGAGUGAAGAAAGAACCUGGUUGUAGUUGGAUUGAGGUUGACAACAAGGUCCAUGUUUUCUUGGUUGAUGAGACUAUGCACCCUGAAAUUGAAGCAAUAAACAAGUUUUUAAAUAAACUGGGACUUGAAAUGAGAAAAUUGGGAUAUGUUCCUGAGACUAAGUAUGUUUUACAUGAUAUGGAAUCUGAACUUAAGGAGCAUGCACUGUCCACUCACAGUGAGAAGAUUGCAGUUGGAUUUGGGCUCAUGAAGCUCCCUCUAGGAGCAACAAUCAGGGUAUUUAAAAAUCUUAGGAUCUGUGGUGAUUGCCAUAAUGCAUUCAAGUUCAUAUCUAAGGUGGUGAAAAGGGAAAUAAUAGUUAGGGAUAGCAAGAGAUUUCACCAUUUUACAAAUGGUGAAUGCUCUUGUGGAAAUUACUGGUAGAGCUGAGACCUGUAAAUUUAACUCGGGAAGCUGCAGGACUCGCUCAAAGUGUUAAUACUUAUGCAGAGAAGAUGGUGAGGUUCUACCUGGGACUCCAUUAAGUUAUUCAAACGGCAUGGAAGGUUGUGAACUGAGUUGAGGCUGGAACCAAUUUAGUACCAGCGAGUUUUCUUUGGGAAUUCGAUUUGAGGCUUUGGUACCAAGAUCACUAGCAACAGUAUCUACAAUGGCAAUAGUUGGCUUUGACUGUUUCACUCUUUGCUCUCAAGUCUUUCAUGUCGACAGAUUUGUUUGUGCUGGUGAGAUACUCCUAAUGAGGUUGGCAUUGGAAAAAGAAGUGAAGAAAAAAUGGGAAUGAGAAGAGUCACCUCAAUUGACUGUAUAAUAACUUCAGAGAAUAGUUGAUACAAAGAACAAGUACAGGAAUUUAAGUCUUAAGGAUAGAAAAUGAUGAAGAGAACUGAGUUAUGAAGCCAUAAGAAAGUGCAAAAACUUUGUUGUUUGCAGAAGCUGUAUAAACAUUUAUUAGAUAACAAAAGAGUGAUUAUUUCAAUCACCUCAAAAUAUCAACCAAUUCACCUGGUCUUCUAUUGGAUC